UAAAUUAGUCUUUAACACAGACUUACAUAGAUUGGCAAACAAUUAUUGUCAUUGUGAUUCUUUUCUCUUAGGUUUGAUAAAUAUGUGAAUAAACGUGUCUUUGCUUCCUCGAUCUCGAGGGGUUGAAUCUCAUAAAAGGUUUUUAGAACCUGUAUCUGCUACAAAAGAGAAAUUCUUGCCACGCUAUUGGUAGAUCGCUGUCGAUAGGAAAACACACCCAUGGCUCAAAUCCAGGUCGUUAUGACCGAAUACAAACGCAACGGCGGUUAUUUUUGUCUGCUCCACCGCCUCUAUCCACCCCUACAUUCAUUUCGCCGCACCCAGCCACCCCUCUCGCACCCAAGUUUUCUCAUAAAUACAUUGGUGGUGUACAAGCACACGGUAAACACUCGAAACAUUUCAACCGUAUGGGUGUCAAGAGAACUUCAUCAGUGGGGGUGUACCAGAGGACUAGAAAGCGCCGAAUAUCUACAAUCUGAGAAAACACAGAGAGAGAGGGAGCACCACAAGCCUGAGGAACAGCGAUCGUCGCCAAGAACACAACAGUGCCUGAUUGAUGGAGAAACUGGAUAUCUAAAUAAAACUAAGAAAGAAAUUGUUUCCAUUUACAAGGGAAAAUCCGUGAUCCGAGAGGACAGGUGUCUGAUUAGACUAGAAACAUGGAGCUUGUUGAUAAGAGAACUACAGCCCAGCCAUAAGCGAUGGUAGUAGUCCUAGUAAGUGAACUCUUCCAACUCUGACAACAGGAACUGGAGUCUUGGAAAAGCGACUGGACUUUGCUCUGCAGACGUUUCGUGAAGUGAGGAGGAGCAGGGAGUGACCCAUGGCUCGCUACGACUACACCUUGAAGAUUAUUUUGCUGGGGGAUUUCACAGUCAACAAAGGGGCGCUAAUGCGUUCGCUGGGGGAGCUGACCCCCACCCGGGAGGUGUGGUGUCUGGAACCGCGCAGAAUGGGACUUCUGGAAAUGGUGUUUGUGCGCCCUGACGACAGAAAAGUCAGAGCAAAAAUUCAAGAAACGGGAGGACAAGAACGCUUUCGAAGUGUCACAUCAUCCUUCUACAGAGGAGCCCACGGUUGUCUACUUUUGUUCGAUGUCACCAAAAAAGCAACUUUCGACGGUAUUUCUGAUUGGCUGCAGGAACUGAAAAAUCAAGACCAUUGGGAAGAAAUGGUGAUGGCGCUGGCCGGCUGCAAUUGUCACGUGACUGGAAAUCAGCGUCAGGUGACUUUAUCAAUAGCUCAAGAAUUCGCCAAUCACUUGGGACUGCCUUACGAGGAAAUCAGCGUUGAACACAUCUACACUUUUGUCGACCUCCUGGAAAAGAUCAUCGACAAGAUCCUUCUGAACGCCUCUCGCAUUCCAACACUAUCCACCUCCAUCUUGCCGCUGGAGCAGAAAAUGGAGGACAAAUCGAAAGAAGAGUCCAAAGGAAAGUGUGGGUGCUGAUGCUGGUGGCAUCUGUUGCAGCUGCCAGUGUCGCUAGGUCGGCGGCAGUAUUGACCCCAGACAUUGUAUCUCCACUAUGCAAGGUCUUUGAUAUUGAUAGACAUAGUUCCGCUUGUCGCCAGACACACAGUAUCCCCAUCUACAGGGAUCGCUGAGUAAAUGCCGGAACUUGAGAAAUUGCUACAUUGAUUUUUAUUUUUUUAAGGUUGAGAUGAACAGUGUAUACACUACAGACUGCCGUGGGCUAGGCUGGCUAUGAUACAGGUGCGCCUUGAACAGUUUCUACAAACAACCAACUCAGCCAUUACCUCGCCAUACUUUAUGUAAUGCCAGUCAUCGUUUACCCAUGCCUGUAAAUGAUGUCAUUGAUGUCUCUUAUCUCUCAACCUUCUCUCUGUAUUAUUGUUACAUUACUCACUCAUAAUUGAAAGAUAUCUCCUCUCCCUUUUUACAUCCCAUGAUGUGUUAAUUAUUCAAAAUAUCUACUAUAUAUUUUGAUGAUUUUUCAUCUGAAGUCCUUUCCUUCUCAAAAGGGUUGGUGUGGCCCUACUUUAACGGUGCCUGGGGUUAAACAUGGAGGGACACAUCAUCCUCUGGAUUUGUUCCUCUCUGUGUGUGUGAUAGCACGCUUAUGUUUGGAGAGAUUGUAGGCCACUCUCUCUCUCCUCUCAAAAUGUGACUUUAUUUUGCUAACAGGUGUUGGUAAGCAACAGAUAUAUACUGGUCAGAAACAAUUUUGUAAUAACCUUUAUUUUUCUGUGAUGAAGACUACUAGAGUUCAGUCUGUAUUUUGUGUCAAAGGGAAUGCGAAUGUGUGUCUAGUCCCUGCUCACUUCAUCAAUGCUGACACUGUGUAAGACAAGCACAAAAAAGAUGACAUUGUGCAAUGUGUGCAAACAAUGUUGCCAUGACAUUGUGCAAUGUGUGCAAACAAUGUUGCCAUAGUGCAAGAUACACAUUCAGUGGUGGCACUGCUUACGAUACUCUCAUUUGAUUAGCAUUACGAUAUGCUCAACUGAUUAGCAUUGAUCAGAAUGAGUUGGUUUAGUAUUACAGUCUAUGUCCAGGAUAAUUAUUCUUGCAAUUCGCAAACAUACAUUGAAUAAAAUAAGUGUAAACAGCC
Messenger RNA from Pomacea canaliculata, 2573 nucleotides. RefSeq names its product ras-related protein Rab-18-like. The record is from RefSeq and is a predicted model, not a curated record. Gene Ontology annotation, biological process: protein localization to plasma membrane; protein secretion; regulation of exocytosis. NCBI's taxonomy places the organism in Eukaryota, Metazoa, Mollusca, Gastropoda, Architaenioglossa, Ampullariidae. Gene Ontology annotation, molecular function: GTPase activity; GTP binding. Bases 824 to 1450 code for a protein of 208 amino acids. Gene Ontology annotation, cellular component: plasma membrane; endosome; synaptic vesicle. The transcript is spliced from 4 exons.